This is a messenger RNA of Drosophila biarmipes, 671 nucleotides long. RefSeq lists its product as uncharacterized. The coding region runs from base 34 to 645 and encodes 203 amino acids. Gene Ontology annotation, molecular function: odorant binding. Lineage: Eukaryota; Metazoa; Arthropoda; Insecta; Diptera; Drosophilidae. The record is from RefSeq and is a predicted model, not a curated record. The transcript has 3 exons.
AAGCGAGUCUAAAUCGAGUAAAAAGCUGUCAUCAUGCUGAGAGCUGUCUUCGUGAUUUGUGUGAUUCUGCCACAGCUCUUGAAUGGACUCUUGGCCAUCCGGAUUCACUGCCGCCACACGGAGAGUAUACACGAGGAGAACAUUCACCACUGCUGCAAACAUCCAGAUGGUCACAAUGACGUCACGGAAAUGUGUGCCAAGAAGACCAACUUCCGUCUGCCGAAUCCCGACGAGGAGGCCAUUGAGGACGUGACGGUGGACCAGGCGAUGGUCGGAACCUGCUGGGCCAAGUGUGUCUUCGAUCACUACAAUCUGAUGGAGAAUAACACCCUGGACAUGGUCAAGGUGCGUUCCUAUUACAAACGUUACCAUACAUCGGAUCCGGAAUACGAAACAGAAAUGCUGAAUGCCUACGAGAGAUGCCACUCAAAAUCUGAGGAUGCCACCGAACAGUUUCUAUCGCUCCCGAUCGUGAGGGCUUUUGCCACUGCCAAGUUCUGCAAACCAACCUCCAGUAUUAUCAUGUCCUGCGUCAUCUACAACUUCUUUCAUAACUGUCCAAGGAGUCGAUGGUCGAACACCACUGAGUGCGCGGAAACUUUGGCCUUUGCCAAGAAGUGCAAGGAUGUGCUGACAACAAUGUAAAAAUAAAUAUUUUAAAAUUACAUUUU